Messenger RNA from Lampris incognitus (smalleye Pacific opah), 1899 nucleotides. It is a transcript of the gene fam53c, whose product is annotated as family with sequence similarity 53 member C. Bases 1 to 1518 code for a protein of 505 amino acids. Gene Ontology annotation, cellular component: nucleus. Gene Ontology annotation, biological process: protein import into nucleus. NCBI's taxonomy places the organism in Eukaryota, Metazoa, Chordata, Actinopteri, Lampriformes, Lampridae. The transcript has 5 exons. The record is from RefSeq and is a predicted model, not a curated record.
AUGACGGCGGGGUGUGCCCUGAUUGAGACAGGCUCCUUUGGAAGCUUUGUCUCAGGCAGUGUUGAUGUCCUGCUUCACCCAAGUUCUCCUCCUUCCCCCGUCUCCUCACCCCCUGCCUCACCGGCCUCCCCGGCUCCUUGCCAUCAUGCCAUGGUCACUCUGCUGGUGGAGGGACUGAGGAAGCAGACUCUUAAAGGCAACACAGCCCACCCAGGAGACAUCUACCUGUCAGAGAGCAGUUAUUGGCAGCUGUGCCCUCCCUCCAAGCAAGUCCUGCAGGGGGGGCUCCUAAGCUCCAGUUUCCCCCCGGGCCCCAUGCCCCUGGUCCCUCCAGACCCACUGGAGCCUCCCCCUUCUCUCCCCCAGCAGAUCCGGCCCCUGGUCCCUAGCACCUCUGCCUCUGAACUGUCCCUCCCUGGAGCCGUGGCAGCACCACCAGGCCCUGGGCCCCCUCCUCCCCCUCCUCCACCCCCUAAACGCCACUGCCGCUCAUUGUCGGUGCCUGAGGAUCUGUCCCGCUGCCGCUACACCUGGCGGCCAAGCGCCUCCCGAGUCUGGACCCCCGUCAGCCGCCAGCAGUGCCACGGAGGUGGGGCCGGGGGUGUUGGGGCCAUGGGAGCAGGGGCGGGCCUGGGAGGAGGUGCUGUUGGCGGGGGAGGGGGAGGCCCCUGUCCUCUCCGAGCCCCUAGCUCCUCCCUGAACUCCUCACUCCACUCCUCGUCCAGCCCCACAUUCUUCAGCCUGGCGCUGUCCCCUGACUCCCCGCUUCCCUGGAGUUUCCCCUGGGACCCCAGUGAAGCCGCUGCCGGAGGGGGAGCCUGCUGCUGCUUCUUCCCCUCCCCUUCCUCUUGCUCCUCCUCACCUUCCCCACUCCACCCGCCUCCCCCACCCCAGCGGCGGUUCUCCCUCUCCCCCGUGCUCAUCAGAGACUCCACAGCCUCCAACUUCCUGCCCCCACCGGCCAUGCCCAGCCAAGUCGCCGCUCCCCCGCCACCAGGAUUCUCCUCCACGCCGGGUGGAGUUGUUGGCGCUGGCGCCCCAGUACCUGCCUCCCCCUCGUCAGCAUGCAGCACGCCGUCCUCACUGCGGCGUGCCCUCCCCCCUCAGCUCCCUCGCUGUCACUCCCAGCCCUGCGACCUACUGCUGCUCAAACCGGGCCUGAAGAGACGCCGUGACCCAGACAGACCCUGUGCCCGGCCGGUCCUUGACUUCACCAAGAUGACACAGACCCGGAGCAUAGACCCCCAGUGUCUGGAGCGAAUCGGAGGCAGGCUGGCCUGUGGCGGAGAUGUGUGCAUGGGCCUGGAGCCCUUCCUGGGGGACUUCAGGGGCUCCUGCUCCCCUGCUGAGGGUCUGGGCAGGACCAGCAUUGGCCCGCUGAGUGAGAGCGAUGAGGAGGGUGGGGAGGAUGAUGAAGAGGGGGAGGAGGAGGAGCCGGACGAGCGGGAAGCAGCCCAGCAGGCAGUGUUUGAGAGGGAUUGUACAGAACUGGACUUGAACAUGAUAGAAGAGAACUGACAUCUCUGUAAAUUCAAAAGACCUACCUGGUUUCUUUUUGUUUAAUUUUCUGAAACCUCAAAAACAUCCCCUUCCUCCUCCUUGUCUACCAUUCAACCUCCCCACCACCCAUGCUCUAAACCCUCCAGGCUCCCUCCUUCCCUCUCUGGACUCCUCACCACCAAUCAGCAGGGCUCUCAGGAACAACACCUUCUCUAAUUCGAUGAGAUGGGGUUAAUUGAAGCUGAUUGAAGACAACGGUAAUGACCUGACUACCACCAGUAGUGUUAGACUCAGCGCUGUAGUUCUCCUGGCUGUUUUCUCUCAGACAUGGUUUGAAUAAGUGACACCUUGACAUUUUUGAAUUUCUACCCUGCUACCCUUUGCUACCCCGAGUCUAAU